This is a messenger RNA of Synchiropus splendidus (mandarinfish), 3661 nucleotides long. It is a transcript of the gene palmdb, whose product is annotated as palmdelphin b. NCBI's taxonomy places the organism in Eukaryota, Metazoa, Chordata, Actinopteri, Syngnathiformes, Callionymidae. Gene Ontology annotation, biological process: regulation of cell shape. The transcript has 8 exons. The coding region runs from base 125 to 2965 and encodes 946 amino acids. The record is from RefSeq and is a predicted model, not a curated record. Gene Ontology annotation, cellular component: cytoplasm; membrane.
CUCAGACGCUCGCUGCCUACACACUUUGCUGUCCAAACCUCAGCAAUGCUACAGUCGCUGGUAAAGUAAGAGAAUCCUGCAUCCGCUCUGCCGCCCCUCACUCACGGACACACACUUGGCCGUCAUGGAGGAAGCCGACCUGCUGAAGGAGCGACUCCAGGCCAUUACGGACAAGAGGAAAAUCCGGGAAGACAUCGCCAAGAAGAGGCGGGAAAUUGAAGAGGAGAAGCUGAAACUGCAGUAUAUUAAGAAGAAAGCUCUGAGGGAGCAAUGGCUGAUGGACGGACUGAGUCAGCAGACGGAGGAAGAGCUGGAGGCGAUGAAGCAGCAGGCGCUGGACGAGCAGCAGCAGAGCGACCAGCUGCAGAGCAACAUCCUCAGGAUAGAAAAAGAGAUUUCAGACCUGGAAAACGAAGAGCUGCAGCUGUCUGCAAACGAAGAAGUGAUUCUGAAGCGACUGAAAGAGGUGGAGCGCACCAACGAGGACAUCAUCAAGAGAGUGUCCGUGGAGAGGGAGGCAGAUGGAAAAGAAGUGAACAAAGCUUGCAGCGAAACAGAAAAUCUGAACUUCUCUGUUACCAUGGAAACCGCCGAACAAUCAGGGAUGGCAAUGGACUGUGAAGUGGAUCUUACAGGGGUUGAGUUACCUGAAGCAGAGAGGGAUUUUGUUCCCAACAACGAGGAGGUUUGUUUGGAGGCCGACUUAUCGGAAGUCUCCGGGGAAAAGACGGAGCCGCGCGCGUUAUUAACUGAGCUUCCCGAGGAAGCCGCUGAGACUGGCAAUCUCCCCUCUGCCAGCCCUGAGUGUCCUGAGGUGCCUCUCCCCGAUCAUAACCACGCUUCUGUGUCUGAGCCCGCGCAAGAACUUAACAGGAACGAGUCUGUAAACUCGUCUGUGUCAGACACGCCGUCCAGCGCAGACAGCGUUUAUGAGAUUGAAGCUCAUCGUAAGACUCAGGAAACUCCAGUGCAAGAGCCCCAGCUGGAGCAGGGUGCUAAACCGGAGCCGGCCCCGAGGUCAGAGCAGAAUACUCACCUAGGAUUGGAGCCAGAGUCAGAGCAAACCCCGAACACUGAGUUGGAUCCAGAGCCGGAUCUUCAGUUGGAUCAGUUCCCUGAGCCAGAACAAGAUUUCGAGCCGUGUCCUGAGCCAGAUGAAACCCUUGACCCAGAGCUAGAGCAAUAUCCUGAGCCUCAACCAGAUCCUGACCUAGAUCUGGAUGAGUUCCCUUCGCCUGACAUGGACGAGUUCCCUGAACCAGGUCCAGACGUGGAGAACGAUUUUGAUGGGUUCCCUGCUCUAGAGCAAGAAGCAAUAGAGUCAGUUCAAGCUAUUGACCCGGAUGACUUCCCUGACCCAGAUGCCGGGUACAUUGAUCCAAAUCUUGAUGACGGUUACUGUAAUCUGGACCUAGAGGAUCCUGGCAUCAAUCCUGACCCUGAAGGUUCUGCUUUGGAACAGUGUAUCAGAGACGAAGCAAUGUCCGAUAUGUCGAGCGAAUCCGGCCUUAACCCCGAUGAAAUGGAUGAAUGUCUCCAGGUUGAGAUCGCAGCAGCCUCGUCUGACAGUGAUGCAGACGAGAAGUGGAGAACUAUUUUCUCCUCGUCCAUAAAUAAGGAAGACGAUGACUCAUACCUGGACAGUCUUCAGCUGAGCGCUCAGGAGCUCUUUGUGCAGAAAGUUGAGGUGAUUGACUAUGAUGAAGCAGACAGCAACUACUGCCACGAGGUCCAACUUGAGGUGCCCAAUGUCAAAGAGGUUCCUCAACAAGAUGGCAUUUCUGCUGUCAGUCCACCUCAGGAGGUAAACUGCACGCCUCUGGGUCGACAAGGUUUGUCCAAAAUCUCUGAGGAUGACAGCGAAAACGGAAAAGAUGUGAAUCACAACGACACCGUCCACCGGCAGCAGUCUCAGCACAGCAACGCUGAUUCUGACAAGAAGAUCCCCAAAGACUUCUGUGUCAUCCAGGAGACCAAAAGUGAGAACGUCAGCACCGAACACGUGGACUUCCAGCUGGCCCGAAAACAGUGGCGAGACAUGGAGGAGCAGACCAAGAACAAGGUCUACGUGCCGACGACCAAACAGCCAAGCUUCCACGGCAGCCACAGCUUCAUGUACACGCCCGUACGCAACAUCGAACGAACCCAGAAGAGAACGCGGGAUUUGGAGAGCUUGAAUUUGGUCGGGGAUUACAGCCACACUCAGUUCAGCCCUUGCUCAGAAGACUCUGGCCUGGAUGAUUCCAGCUAUCGGUCCCCCUGUGACGACCUGGAAACCCCCGUAGAAAGGGAGAUUCGUAUCUCGAUGGAGCGAGAGGAGACCUUCAGGCGGGAGAGGGCUUUCACCAGGAUGGGCAAGUCUACCGACUGUGCUCCGUCCCGAGGGAUGCCCAGGUCCAUCAGCACACCCCUGACGCCGUCGUUCGUCAUCACCUCCUCCCCCACUCGGGAACCAGUGCGGCACGAAAUGACGGCGAACAACGUCAUCAUUCUGGAUCCAUGCAACGAUGCGACGGCGGGUCCGCGGCAGGUUCCGGACAUCUCUGCGCCGCUGUCUGACGACGGCACCUCCAACCUCAUCAUCCUCGAAACAUCCAAUCUCAUCAUUCGCAGUGCCUCCGAGUUCUCUCUCAACAAGGUCUGUGAGCAGCCGCAGGAGAAGAUGUUCCUCAACAACCCCUUCUUCAAGCUGCGGUCACGAAGCACCAUUUCUCUGGUGGACGAGGAGAUCAAGAUGGUCAAGCAGAGGGAGGAGGAGCUGAGAAAAGAAAGAGCAAGCCUGUAUGCUAAAGACAGAUUCCGGGCUGAGAGGAUGUCUCUCAACAUUGACACGUUAUCGUUCGGCAACUCAGACGACGUACCAAUGAAGUGCAAGUCUUCGCCAUCUUCUCCGAUGAAGACUGGGGCCAGGAUGGACCGUUCAACAUUGUCAUGCGAUCACAGACAGGGAUUGUCCUUGAAAUAAUCCCAGUUUUAGGUUAAGGAAACUCCGGUACUGUCUGGCAUCUGACUUGUUGCUCAACCUCAGAUGUGAGGGCUCAGAAGUCUGGAGGAGACCCAGGAGCUGGACGUAAAGAUAGCCAAACACAAAGUGAAACUUAACUGAAGUAUAUUGUUAAUCCAGCAAGGCUAACACAAAUAGGUUGCAGCGUAAACUAACUAGUGCUAAAGGUGUGUCCAACAGAGCAGCUACAGUGCUCAGGAGUCCAGGAAUAAUGGUCCAAAAGGGUCCAGGAACACACAACAGGUUCGGCACGAAUAACAAGAACACAACAGCAGGACCCAUCUGACAAGUUGCUCCUUUGAGAGUGGGGAUGUCUCAACAAAACAAGGCAAAAUAAAAGUCUACAGAAGUGGUCCUGACGUACGGAGAGGAUAGGCCUGUUCCAUAGAGAGCAGUGAAACCACCCAUAGCUUUUCUUUCCCCUUCCACCUGUUGUGUUCAACAAAACUGUUUUGACACUCUUCAGUUCAGACGAUGCAGUACAAGUGUCAUGAGUUUUACAACGAUAGUGUCCUUCCAAGCAGGCGGCAGCUGCCAACUGUGCUGUUUGUCUACUUCCUACAUCGAUAAUAAAACUAGUAAAAACAGAGACACUGUGUGUUCUGAGUAAAAGAGACCAAUGGUAAACUAAAAUGGCAGCGAAGACAGAAACUGUUG